Molecule: messenger RNA, 366 nt
Organism: Caenorhabditis remanei
Lineage: Eukaryota; Metazoa; Nematoda; Chromadorea; Rhabditida; Rhabditidae
Exons: 2
Coding region: 1-366 (121 amino acids)
Biological process (GO): translational initiation
Cellular component (GO): eukaryotic translation initiation factor 3 complex
Molecular function (GO): translation initiation factor binding; translation initiation factor activity; RNA binding
Source: RefSeq, a predicted model, not a curated record
AUGCUGUCCCGAACAAUCUGGCCAUUGUCGAAAAAUGCACAACCGGCGAAUGCAUUGCUAUACAGCGAUAAUCUCGACUCCAUGGCUCGUCCUGAGCUCGUUGAUCAUUCCUAUAUUGACAAUCAAGUUCUCUACAAGUUAACCAUUUGCCAACUCGGACUAUGUGCUUUCCGUCACGGAUCCAUACGCGAAGCUCAUCAAGGACUUUCCAGGAUUCAAAACACUCACAGUGCCAAAGAAUUGUUCGCUCAAGCUUUUGGAUCUCGUCAACAUGAAACACAGCCGAACAAGAGGAGAUCGAUUGUUCCCGCGUGGUUCCUUAUCACAUGCACAUCAAUGUCGAACUUAUGGAAUGUGUCUUUUUGA